AUGACGAACCUCACCCGAGUCACCCUCCAAAACAACGACCCCGACGCCGACGACGACGCCCUCUUCACCACCUCCACCAACCCCAGCACCGUCUCCCGCUUCACCGAACAAGACGACACCAACCCUUGGAAUCCCAACAACAACAACAACCUCACCAACCUAGAACCCAUCCCCUCCUACGAAGAAUCCAUCGCCGCCCCCCGUCCCAACGAGCUCCAAAUCCUCGGCGCCACCUUCGGCGGCGUCGUCGUAACCCCGGACAUCCAAAAACUCGUCGGCGACAGCAACUCGCUAACCCUCAACCUGCGCUCUCUCAACGUCGCGCUGCGACCCGAUCCAGCACCGGGCAAAGUGAAAGUCCUCACCAUUCUGUACCGGUUUGACGACGACCCGGAGGAUGUCACGAGGUUGGUGUAUGCGUCGGAGGAUGCCAGUCCGGGGAAGGUGGUGUUGAGUCGGCAGGAGGCGGCGUUUGCUUCGCAGCGGCAGCGGUUGGGGGAGGGUGCAGGCCAGCAAGGGGAUCGGUUUUUUCAUGGGGUGUUGGAGCGGCCGUGGCGGGCGGGGGCGAAUGGGCAGGUGGAUAUUUUGGCGGUGGUGUUUGGGCCGAAGCGGGUUGAGGCGCCGGCGGUGUUGUCGGUGUUGUCGAAUCACUUUGAGGGGCGUUGGGGUCAGGUUAGGAUGACGAAUGAUUUCUUUGGGAAGGAUCCGUGGCCGUAUAAGAGGAAGUCAUGGACGGUGUAUUUCCGGUUUGUGGGCUCCAAGAGGGUCCAGGUCGUGACGGGAUGGGAGGACGGUGCUCUGGAGAUUCCGUGGAAUCGGCAUUACUAG
Molecule: messenger RNA, 828 nt
Organism: Dichotomopilus funicola
Lineage: Eukaryota; Fungi; Ascomycota; Sordariomycetes; Sordariales; Chaetomiaceae
Exons: 1
Coding region: 1-828 (275 amino acids)
Source: RefSeq, a predicted model, not a curated record